Messenger RNA from Salvelinus namaycush (lake trout), 2506 nucleotides. RefSeq names its product ATP synthase mitochondrial F1 complex assembly factor 2-like. Gene Ontology annotation, biological process: mitochondrial proton-transporting ATP synthase complex assembly. NCBI's taxonomy places the organism in Eukaryota, Metazoa, Chordata, Actinopteri, Salmoniformes, Salmonidae. The record is from RefSeq and is a predicted model, not a curated record. Gene Ontology annotation, cellular component: mitochondrion. The transcript is spliced from 8 exons. The coding region runs from base 891 to 1838 and encodes 315 amino acids.
UAAUUUCUGGACGCUGUCAAUCAUUACGUGUUAUGACAUGUCAGCAAAAUAACUCGUCAGCUGACUGGCAAAUUAAAGUUUCAUAAAUCGAACUUGCCUGCAAAACAACCUCGACAUCGUAGGAGUUGCCUUUGCUCUUCUGGUGUCCUCGGAACUUGGAGCCGCUGUACAGAAGCGAGGCGACAACCCCGGGCUGGUGGGUGUUGAUCGGGGGAGCCGGGAUAAGCGAGGCCGAGGAUGUGAAGGCCAUGGGGGUGUUACGGAGGUAUCCAGCGGGGACAGGCAUGAUUCGGGUACCGCGGGGAGGACACCGACCGCAGUCAGUGGCCGUCCGGGCGAUAGACGUGGGAAGGGGGUACGGAGAGCACGAAUGAGGCGGCUCACCUACAUCCAAAUACCUCCAAAUCUGUACCUCCAAAUCUGUAAGCACUUCAGUCACCACCAGUCUCGAGUAAAGUAAGCGGAUUUUGACGCAGGUGCCGUAAGGCAGCAGCAUCCUCCUCUCUCAUUAGCUGAGGAAUUUCAGUGAUCUAAAACCUCGCUCCUGACUGGCUUAUUUAGCGCAAUGCUCUCUGGGAAGUGUGAGGAUGUCGUUUUUUCCUCUCUGGUACUGUUCCAUUCUGGUUGAUUUUAUAACCACUAUGGAACUACGUUUCCCAUGUAUCUGGGAAUUCUGCCGUCUGUCAAACACGGAAGGUCAAUCUCAUGUAGAGAUGCGAUGCAUUGCAGUGAGAGGUGUGUGGAAAUACAAUCGUAUUUCUCCAAAUGGUUAGUUUUAGGUCAGUCAACCUUCAACUACUCUUCAGUCGUUUCUUAUAGUGACCGCAAUAUUUCCUACAUUUUGAAUAGCGACACUAUCCGGUAUUCAUAAUUCCUGCUAGCUAACGUUAAUGCAAGUUUUGAACCCCACUUGGAUUGGGAAAACUUGUUUGUUAAUAACUCUUGUCACUGACACGAUGCUGAGGAAUCUUGUGAGAUUGCACAGUCGUGUGGGGCAUGCCCUCUCUCCCCCCAUUGUCUACCCAAGAAGUCAAGCUCUCAAGCUGCCGCUCACUCUACUCUCUGUGAACUCAAAAUAUUACUCCAUUAUCACAGAAAGAAAGAAAUUCUACAAGGAUGUCAGCAUAUCCCACGGAGAGGCAGGUGGCAUGUUUGAGAUCAACCUGGACCAACGGAAAAUGAAGACACCAGGAGGAAAGCUGUUCACAGCCCCCAACGAAGCCUUAGCCAUUGCUGUGGCAAAUGAGUGGGAUACUCAGAAAGACACGCUCAAGUUCUACAGCAUGCAUAUGACCACUCUCUGCAACACAGCCCUCGAUAACCCUACAUUCCGCAGCAAGGACCAAAUAAUCACUGCUGCCCUGAAGUAUCUGGAGACUGACACAAUUUGUUACAGAGUUGAGGAGCCUCCAACUUUAGUGGAGCUUCAGAAUAAUGAAUGGGACCCUGUGCUGAACUGGAUUGAAGACAGGUACAACGUAGUCAUUGGCUCUUCUACCAAUAUACUGGGGCCAGAGAUCCCACAGGCAACGAUGGAUACUUUUCGCCAGCACCUGGGUUCCUAUAACUUCUGGUCCAUGACAGGACUGGAGUAUGUGAUCACCCAGCUGAAGUCUGUGGUGCUGGCAUUUGCAUUGAUUGACAAACACAUUACAGUGGAGCAGGCCGUGCUGCUGUCACGACUAGAGGAGGAGUUCCAGAUCGGGCAUUGGGGAAAUGUAGAGUGGGCUCAUGAUGUUGACUUGUAUGAGCUGAGAGCACGUACAGCAGCAGGGGCUCUGUUUGUACAUUUCUCCUCUGAGAGUUCAACGGUCAAACGCAAACUCAUGCAAGACUAAGGAGGCCCUUCGGCGCUUCCCUGAGUCAAACAUACAAGCUCAGACAGCACUCUAAGAGCAAAGACAACAAAGGCAGUGUACUGGCCUCUGACUGGGAAGAAAUCCCAACUCCUUAGGACUUGAAUUUAUCUCUGGUGUUGUCCUUGGCGGAACAAAAACACAUAUUUUAUCUGCACAGGUCCGUGACAUAAUCUGCCGUUUAUAAAACGUCCUGUGAUGAUUCAUUUCAGUAAAGAGGAACCGUCUCCUCUGCCACUCCUUCCCUAUAAAGUACAGCCAAGUAUGAUGAUCAUCUCUUCUACAUGUGUUUUGAAUCACUAACCAGGUUUCCAUCCAACCUUUUUAUGGGAGUAAAGUACAUGUGGGACAAAAAUAUCAUGGCAGGCUUGAUGGAAACAGAACAUUUGUCUGCAAACUUUACAAAUGUCGACAAAACACAAUAUGAUAGACAAGUUGGGCUCUUUUUGUAUCGGUCAAAUUAAUUACAUGAGAAACGUUGGUGGAAAUUAUUUUAAGUAUUGAUAUAUUAACCAUCAUAUCGAUGUAAACUUGGAGUCGGCUGAUAACAUGUGUGGUUCUCCCACUAUGACUAGUCUGGAAAGUAUUCACCGUUUGGGAACCACUGUAUUGGGCUACAGAUUAAAUAAAGUGUAAGGUGAUCAACUCAA